AUCGGUUUGGGGGAGCGGGGGAGCUCAUUGCGUCCCUGGAUACAGGCAGCAGAUGAAGAAGAGGGCAGGGAUGAAGGCUGUGCCACCUUCUUUGAGAAGCCCUUUGGAAUAGCAAAGCUAAACCCUCCUUGAGAAAUUCUCCAAAAAAUAAAAAAAGGAAGGGGAUGGACCAGUUCAUCAGGAAACAUUUUGCUUUCCUCAGUACCUUCUGGAACAAAUUUUUGCCCCACAGGGUUCCCAACAGUUGCCCUUUGGAGUUUUGGGAGCCGGUCUCCGGAUCCCUACACCCCACACUGGAUCCCGACCCCGAGGAACCCGCUUUCUCCCUCUUUGGGGUGCUCUACGACUUCACGGCCAGGAGUGCAGAUGAGCUGAGCGUCAACAGAGGAGAGAAGCUCUGCGUCCUCAAAGAAGAGGGAGGGUAUGUCUUAGCAAGGCGGCUCUCGGGGGACCCAGUAAUAGGAUACGUCCCGGCCAACUACAUCAGCAAGCUCAGCCAGGAACCGUCUGCACAGCAGCCCUGGUACAUAAGUGGGAUUAGCAGAAGCAACGCCAACCAUCUCCUCCUCUCGCCUCCGAAUCGCCAUGGCUCCUUCCUCGUCCGGGAUAGUGAGAGUAACAGAGGGGAAUACUCCCUAUCAGUUCGGAACCAUACCAAAGUGCGACAUUUCAGAAUCUACAAAGAGCCUGGAGGAAGUUUUUACUUGGAAAAGGGACACAUGUUUCCAAAUCUGGAGCAGCUCCUUGCCUACUAUACAGCCAACUGGAAGGUCAUACAUAGUCCCUUGCUUCAUCCCUGCAUCCAACAGAGGCCUACUGAGACGGACCAAUGGGAACGUCCCCGCUCGGAGUUCCAGCUCUGGAGGAAGAUGGGCGAAGGAUGCUUCGGAGAGGUGUGGGAAGGAACGUGGAAGAACACGGUGCCGGUGGCCAUCAAAAUCAUGAAGCAAGCUGACAUGAGGGAUGACUUUGCCAAAGAGAUCCAGAACUUGAAAUGUCUUAAGCACACGAGGCUCAUCAAGCUCCUGGCCAUCUGCUCCCUAGGAGAACCUGUCUACAUCGUCACCGAGCUGAUGAGGAAGGGAAACCUGCACAGCUACCUCAACAGUGCAGCAGGGAAGGAACUGACCACACACCACUUUCUCAGCAUCUCUUGCCAAGUGGCCGAUGGCAUGACCUACUUGGAAGAACAGCACGUUGUCCACAGAGACUUAGCAGCCAGGAACAUUCUGGUGGGAGAGGAUCUUGCUUGCAAAAUUGCUGACUUCGGUCUUGCCAGGCUGCUCAAGGAUGAUGUUUAUUCCACCACGGGAAAUGCCAUGAUUCCUGUGAAAUGGACGGCACCAGAAGCAGCUAUCUACCAGACCUACUCUCCAAAAUCGGACGUUUGGUCCUAUGGGAUUUUUCUGUAUGAGGUGUUUACGUAUGGACAAUGCCCAUAUGAAGGGAUGACCAACCAAGAAACUAUCCAGCAGAUCACCCGGGGCUACCGCCUUCCCCGUCCCAACAGCUGCCCCGCUGAGGUUUACGCCGUCAUGCUGGAGUGUUGGAAGAGCCACCCAGAGGACAGGCCGCCUUUCCACAGCCUGAGGGAGAUGCUCUUCUGCAUCUACAAAUGGGGCCACUACCCGUUCUCUUGAAGGAGGGGGGGAAUUGCCACCAGCGGCAUUUAGAAAUGGACAGUAGAUCCUAGAUCCCCCAACAGGAUUGGCGGAACGGCUAGAAGAAGCCAGUUCAAGUCAGCCUUGGGCAGGAAGGAGCUUGGGGUUAUGUGAAGGCCUUAUUUUCGUGCAGCUACAGCGUGAGAUACCGCUGGGUGGCAGCCCAUUUCGGAUCUGCUGCCUGCGCCUGCCAGAAGAUAAUUCGCUACAGAUCCUGCACAGCCAAGGUGCCAUUGCAAAGUCGUUUCAGCGCCCUUCCCAUGCAAACCACGGACUAAGAUUGGACUCCUUGCCAUGUGCGCCAGUUGACUUUCAUUACUCAAUAAAUGUGU
Lacerta agilis (Sand lizard) is the source of this 1993-nucleotide messenger RNA. RefSeq names its product src-related kinase lacking C-terminal regulatory tyrosine and N-terminal myristylation sites (gene SRMS). Gene Ontology annotation, molecular function: signaling receptor binding; non-membrane spanning protein tyrosine kinase activity; ATP binding. Gene Ontology annotation, biological process: innate immune response; cell differentiation; protein phosphorylation. Bases 165 to 1640 code for a protein of 491 amino acids. The record is from RefSeq and is a predicted model, not a curated record. The transcript is spliced from 8 exons. Gene Ontology annotation, cellular component: extrinsic component of cytoplasmic side of plasma membrane. Lineage: Eukaryota; Metazoa; Chordata; Lepidosauria; Squamata; Lacertidae.